AUGGCUCCCAAUCAAAUGCCUACUGUUGUUGAUGUUAAUUUAGUGAAAAAUUUAUCAUCAUCAUUAAAAGAGUAUGAUGCUUUAGUUGUUGUUGCUACACAAUUGAAUGAAAUUACAGAAUUUGUUGAUAGUUCUGUAGUAAAAGAUCUUCAAUCAUUUAGUCAAUUGAAUAAUAAUUUUAAUGAUGAAGUUACACUUAUUAUGAGUGAAAAUGUUCCAGGCAAACGUCUUAUAUAUUCACCAACUGGUCCAACUAAUCGAGAUUUUGAUGAUGUACGUCGUUUUUCUGAAGCAGCAUCAGCUGGUGUUAAAAAGGCAUUGUCUAUUGGUGCGAAAUCUCCUAUUAUUGCAUGUUUUGGUUCAAAACGAUUUCGACAAGCUAAUUUAGUUACAUUACUUGGUGCACUUGACACAACUUAUGUGCCAUUACAAGUUCGAGAAGAUGUACCUGAACGUAAGAGUAAAGCUGAUAAAUUCGGUUUUUUUAUUGGUCAAUCAUCACCUGAUGAUAAUUAUAAUGAAAAAUUAAUUAAAUAUGCUCGAGCUAUUGAAUUUGGACGUGCUGUUGGUCGAGAUAUUGGUGGAGGUGAUCCUGAACGUAUGGCACCACCACGUGUUGCUGAAUAUGUUCAAGAAUUAUUUCAUGGUUCAUCCCAUGUUAAAGUUCAAAUGGUCAAAGAUAAAAAAGAAUUUGAAAAAAAUUUUCCAUUAUAUGCUGCUGUUAAUCGAGCUGCAAGCAUUGUUGAUCGUCAUCAGGGUCGUUUAAUCUUUCUUGAAUAUAUUGGUGAAGGUGAAAUCAAUACAACUGUAUUACUUGUUGGUAAAGGUAUUACAUUUGAUACUGGUGGUCUUGAUAUCAAAGCUGGUGGUAUUAUGGCUGGUAUGUCUUAUGAUAAAUGUGGUGCUGCAAAUGUUACAGGCUUUUUUAAAGUUCUUAAUGAACUUAAACCAAAACAAUUCAAAGCUAUUGGUGUUUUAGCUGUAGCACGUAAUAGUUGUGGUGAAGAAGGUUAUACAUCAGAUGAAAUUUUAACAUCACGAUCCGGUGUUCGUAUUCGAGUUGGAAAUACUGAUGCAGAAGGUCGCAUGGUUAUGGCUGAUCCAUUGUGUUAUAUAAAAGAAUUAGCACUUAAAGAAGUUAAUCCACAUUUAUUUACUAUGGCUACGCUUACCGGACAUGUUAUUCGUGCAUAUGGAACAAAUUACACGGCAGCAGUUGAUAAUGGACCAGCACGAGAAAAUGAAACGUCACAAAAACUUCAAGCAGCUGGUGCUGAAAUUGGUGAUCCAUUUGAAAUUUCAACUGUUCGACGAGAAGAUUUUGAAUUUAUUACUGAUCAUGGUGAAGUAGCUGAUGUACUUCAAUGUAAUAAUCAAUCAAGUAGUGCUACAUCUCGUGGUCAUCAAUUUCCGGCUGCAUUUCUUGCUCGAGUAUCUGGUCUUGAUAAACAUGGUUCUGAUUCUAACAAUCCAUUACGUUAUACACAUCUUGAUGUAGCUGGUAGUGCAGGAGAAUUACCACAUUCACCAACUGGUCGUCCUAUUCCAGCACUUUGUCAAAUGUUUCUUGCUGAUCGAGUUCUUUAA
Rotaria sordida is the source of this 1587-nucleotide messenger RNA. The record is from the annotation of a GenBank genome assembly. NCBI's taxonomy places the organism in Eukaryota, Metazoa, Rotifera, Eurotatoria, Philodinida, Philodinidae.